AUGGCUACUGUCAUUGGCACUAUGAUGCGUCUCCUGCUUCUAGCCUGGUUGCCUUCUGGGAUGACCCACCAAGACCCCCCGUUCCAGGGGAAUCUCCGAAGGCAUGGGACCCUGAGGUGCUACUCUGCUGAGGAGCUGUCUCGUGGCCAGGCUCCCCCACACCUGCUAACCCGAAGUGCCAGGUGGGAGCAGGCCCUCCCUGUGGCCCUGGUGUCCACUCUGGAGGCCACGGGCCACAGGAGACAGCAUGAAAGACUAGCUGGAACACAGUGCCCCGUGCUGCGGCCAGAGGAGGUGCUGGAAGCUGACACCCACCAGCGCUCCAUCUCACCAUGGAAAUAUCGCAUUGACACAGACCAGAACCGCUACCCACAAAAGCUGGCGGUGGCAGAAUGUCUGUGUCGUGGCUGCAUCAACGCCAAGACGGGCCGGGAGACAGCCGCCCUGAACUCUGUGCAGCUGCUGCAGAGUCUGCUGGUGCUGCGGCGGCAGCCCUGCUCUCAAGACGGUGCCUCAGACCCUACACCAGGAUCCUUCGCCUUCCACACUGAGUUCAUCCGAGUGCCUGUGGGUUGCACCUGUGUUCUUCCCAGGUCUGCACAGUGA
This is a messenger RNA of Myodes glareolus (Bank vole), 606 nucleotides long. Lineage: Eukaryota; Metazoa; Chordata; Mammalia; Rodentia; Cricetidae. The record is from RefSeq and is a predicted model, not a curated record.